Daphnia pulex (common water flea) is the source of this 2945-nucleotide messenger RNA. It is a transcript of the gene MED18, whose product is annotated as mediator of RNA polymerase II transcription subunit 18-like. Lineage: Eukaryota; Metazoa; Arthropoda; Branchiopoda; Diplostraca; Daphniidae. The coding region runs from base 2131 to 2814 and encodes 227 amino acids. Gene Ontology annotation, cellular component: core mediator complex; mediator complex. The record is from RefSeq and is a predicted model, not a curated record. Gene Ontology annotation, biological process: termination of RNA polymerase II transcription; regulation of transcription by RNA polymerase II. Gene Ontology annotation, molecular function: transcription coregulator activity. The transcript has 5 exons.
GAUUUGCAUAAACUGGCCAGCAGUUUCUACAUUUAUCUUACACACAAUUCAUGAAUUGUGUAUAUUAUUCCAAAAAAGACAAAAGAUACAAAUCCAAAGUUUUUCUAUUUUUUGGUCAGAGUUGCCAGAGGCGUCGACGACGCAAUGGCAACCUUCAGAAAAAAAGUUGGUGAUUUUAUUUUGUUUCGUGUACAUCCGCAUGGCUUUCGGGUUCUUCGCCAUAGGGAGAAGUGUGGAUGACUGGGCAAACACGAUUUCUUCCAAGGCCAUUUCUUUUUCUUUUUUUAUUCCUUUGUUUCCUUUCGACGUUGACGUUUAACCUUCGACUUGAAGCAAUCAAAAGAGAUCGUUACAAGGAAGGAGAAUAAAUCAGGUACAAAUGAUGAUGAUGACCAUAUUUUAUCACAGUUGCCUUCGAAACUUUUACGCCGUCUGUUCGACGUAAAUGGCGUCCAUUAAACCCAUUAACUCAAUUGAUUGCAACGUUGGAACAUCUUAGUAGCGAUUUCUUCGAAUUUUUCCACCAGCUCAAGCGCUAAUUAUUUUCAACGGCCUUGAAAUUAACUAUGGCUCAAUCGUAUUGGGAAUGGCUGAUUUUGAUUAGGUAUAUAGCCAUCAUUUUAAAUACGGGAGGUGUUAUGUGGUGGUGUAUACAGCCUUGCUCACGAUUUUCGUCGGCAACAUAGGGUAAGGGUAGCAAAAUCAAUACGAGAUGUAAUAAAGUACGUUGUGGAAUUUAUGUUUCCAACCGUAAGAUAGUAAACGUAAUAAAUUGUUUAAAUUCUCAUUUAAAAUCCAACAGUGUGAGGUUUUUAUUCGUCCACACGUCAACUCGCAUGUUAAACCAAUUUAUUCUGUUGAAAUAUUGCAUUAUUAGACAAUAUGCCCUUUUUUGGCUUGUAUGUAUUUGUUUAUCUAUUUACAAAACGUUUUCUUAGCCACUACAACACGUGCUGUUUCGACCGUUUCGUCAACAUGGAAACUGAUUUGAAUUUCUGAAUUCGUCUCUCUAUAAAUCCUCGUCGAACUGGAAUGAUUGACCGAAUAAUACGAGAACAAGUUCAUACACAUGCUCAACCAGCAGCAAGCUCCCACCAGUUAAAACUGGCCUUUGGCAUGAAUGCUUAUUUUUCUCAAAAUAGUUUUCCUCUCGUCGAUCCAGACUUUUCUCUUAUUAUUCAGAGUUUCAUCUAGCCGUUCUUUUGUGGCAAACAAAGGCUUGCAUUGCUAUAAAUAAAUCUCUCUGCCAAGUGGUCUAUUUCCAUCAACACGUCGAUUGUGUCAUUUUUUCCGAUUUUAUGUCCAUUUCAGGUUUUAGUAAUUGGUUUUUUUUAAUUCAUUUUGAAUUUCGGAUGAGGAAAGUAUAAAUUCAUGAAAUUGAACUGCGGUAUUCUGAAGGUUCGAAAUUUCUACCACUAGGUGUCAUCACCAGAAUAGCGUCAAAAAAUACCCGAGUAAAAUGCAAAAAUGCGGAAGCGGAAUUGGGAGUAGCCUAAUAGGCUACUACUUAUUUACCAAUUUGUUGUAAUCAGGUGUGCAUAAUUAUUUUCAUUUCACGACGCACUAGUCAAAUUACGUCUGCCAUCCUUGAUGUAAAAUUUGGCUUGAAGCAGCGCGAAAAACAUGUUAAACAGCUUUCCGUGGGAGUUGAAGAGCUGGGAAAGUGAAUGCGAAUGAAUUAAAUUUCCCAUGAUAGGACUGGCAUAAUGAUAUUUUUUUUAUUGUAAAAACUGGAACAAAUUGUGAACGACACCAGCAAAAUACGGAUCAUACAUUCGAAAUUAACAGGAAAAUGUAGGACAAUUUAAAGGAGAUUCGGAAGUGAUGGGUUUUUCUUUAUUUUUGUAAAAAGAACGCAUUUGCGCUCUGGGGUGGGUUUUUUCAAAUUAUUGUGUAAUUAGGUGACAUCUUUCACGAAAAGAAAAAAGACUGACGUAAAAUAACCAUUGUGCCAUGCAAUUCCACAUUUUAUCCACUGAUGUCUGCAUUUGAAUUCCCGCACUUUACCUACAGCGAUAUAUCGUCUGUUGUCAUUCUGCCAAUGGUUUCAAAUUUGUGAUCGAUUAAGCGUAGUUUUUCGUACAGGGAAUUUAUACUUAACAAUCAUUUCUUAAGUUUCGAUUUGCAAAAAUGGCAAACCAAAAUCCCUUUUCCGCCAUUGAACUUUUCACGUCUGCACUAAGGAGUAACAUAAUUCCCAAUCAAGAAUACUUACUGCAGGGAAGUGUUAUCGACUCGUCAGCUGAAGUUCUACACAACCGAUUGCGUGGAUUGUGUGAUGCUGCGGAGACUGGGCCAGAAACAUUUCACGAUCAUGAAAUGUGUUUCAGUUUAAAAGCCAGCAAUCCAGGAGGUACUCCCCAACAGCAGCAGCCAUUCUUGCUACGAGUUCGGAGAGCUUUGGAUCACCCAGAGUAUCCAUGGCAAUUAAGAUAUUUGGGACAACCUGAACUUGGUGACAAGAAUCAGCCCACUGUUCUGAGAAGUUGCAUAGACAUUGCCUGUACCCCCAAUGUUGUGGAGUUUUUGUCCGAACUUGGUUGCCGGAUUGAAUUCGAAUACGUUCUAAAAGGAUAUCUAUUUAGGAAGGGUCGAAUGAAGGUGACCAUGUCGAAAAUAUUCCGGAUGGGUCAAGCCAAAUCGCCCGACAGUCUAGAAUCAGUGACCGGAAGUUACCUAGUAGAACUUUCUCUUUUGGCCCCAAGUGGACAGGAUGCCGUUGCUGAUGAAAUUAAAGUGUUUGCCGAACAACUCAGACCAUUAGUCCAUCUAGAAAAAAUCGACUACAGAAGAUUGCAGCAACCGUUUACAUAAGCUAAAAUGAAAAAAAAAACGUCUUUGGGGGGUUUAUUAUCUGAAAAUGAUUUAUGAAUACGACGAUGUGUUUCAGUAAUUACCGCCGUAUCUAAUUCCUUUAAUAAAUUCGAUUUAAGUCCGGCCGUAAA